AACCGGACUACGUUUCCCAGAGCGCCUUGCGUGCGGAGCACUGGCUGCAGCAGCAGAGCAGCGCAAUGAUGGGGUGCCGGUGGCUGGGAUGGGUUUAAUGCACUGACCGGAGGAUGGCAGCGUGUGACAGGGAGAUAGUGUAUCACAAGGACAGCUCCCAGAGUGAAGAUAUUGAUGAGUGGGACGAUGCCGCUCUUAUUAAAUCCUAUGAAAAGGCUGUCCAGUCUUUCCAGGAUAUGCUUAGAUGCAGUGAUAAGAACCGGAGACACGAAGGAGCAAGUGCACCUGGUGAUCCCCAGAAAGAUUGUCAGCGGGAGACCUCCAGAGAGUCAGAGUGGGAGAGAGAUGGUCAUAGGGAUUACCCAAAGGAUGAGGGAGAGAAAUGGAAAAAAAAGAAGAAGGCACACCCUCCACCCCCUCUCGCCCAUCCUGCUCAGCCCACCUCUCGCUCCCUUGCUUCCAAAUGGAAAGUGGGAGACCCUUGUAGUGCCGUUUGGUCAGAAGAUGGAUGUGUCUACCCUGCUACAGUAAAAUCCAUUGACAAAGAAACUGGCACCUGUGUGGUACAAUAUGAUGGCUAUGGCAAUACUGAGAGGCAUCAGCUGGAUGAAAUAGUAUCUGUGGGGAGCAGUGGAGACAGCACCCCACCUGCCGGAAAGGAUGAGGAAGACACAGAUUGGCUGUACACAAGGAGGAGUUCUACCUCUUCACCUGACCUAUCACGCCAUUGGAGGAAACAGGGGAAGAAAUCUGAUUGGAUGUACACUUUUCCACCUCCACCACCGCCUCCACCUCCCCCUCCACCACCUCCACCUUCAUUACCUCCUCCUCCUCCACCCAAGGGCUGCUUUUGGCCGCCGCCACCACCACCAGUGAGGGCUCAUCUUCCUGCCUGGCACAACUGGCCUCCGUCAGCUCCCCUUCCUCCUCCUCCACCACCACCACCUUUCUUCAGCACAGAGUGGGAGGAUUAUGAUGAAGAGGAACAGGAAGAUGAAGAUGUAUUAGCUUGUAUGCUGAUGGCUUGGUACAUGACUGGAUAUCACACUGGAUUUUACAAGGGCCUCAAGCAGGGCCGCGCUGAAGCUUUGAGACCCAACCUUAAAAAGGGGCCCAGGAGAAAAUAGCAUGAUAAGGACAAAAGGAUUAUCUCUCCCAUGGAGAAGGCAGGACACCGCUUAAUUCUACAUUGCCUCUUGGACAGCCUCCUCUGCCUUCAUCUCCCCUGUUCCCUGUAAAUGCUCACUCAUACUUGUUGAGAAACCCAAUUACAAGUACUAUAUAUCGGAAGUGCUAUAAUAAAAUGUUGUUUCCAGUU
Pseudophryne corroboree (corroboree frog) is the source of this 1318-nucleotide messenger RNA. RefSeq names its product survival motor neuron protein-like. Gene Ontology annotation, cellular component: cytoplasm; nucleus. Gene Ontology annotation, molecular function: RNA binding. Lineage: Eukaryota; Metazoa; Chordata; Amphibia; Anura; Myobatrachidae. The record is from RefSeq and is a predicted model, not a curated record. The transcript has 9 exons. Gene Ontology annotation, biological process: mRNA processing. The coding region runs from base 114 to 1127 and encodes 337 amino acids.